Molecule: messenger RNA, 349 nt
Organism: Cladocopium goreaui
Lineage: Eukaryota; Dinophyceae; Suessiales; Symbiodiniaceae
Source: the annotation of a GenBank genome assembly
CUGUGCUAUCUUGUCUUGAGCGACAAUGGCACCCCAUCAGCCUUUGCUUGAUGAGGACAAACCAUGUUGCGGGCCAGGAAGCCUCACAGUUCCUGUGGAAGCUAUUUGGAUGGUUUGCAUCACCGUCUUCAUUGAUUCAUUGGGUGGAUCAAUCUCGGCUCCAGUGAUGCCGUUCUACGCAGAAGAGUUCCAAGCAUCCAGCAGCGAAAUAGGCCUGCUCUUCAGUGCCUACUCUUUGGCACAAGUCAUUGCUUUGCCAAUGCUGGGACGUUUAGCAGACCAUGUUGGCCGUCGGCCUGUGCUAGUGCUCUCCCUCUUUGGUGCCGCUGCUGGUGCCUUCCUACAAGGA